Messenger RNA from Toxotes jaculatrix (banded archerfish), 2620 nucleotides. RefSeq names its product solute carrier family 39 member 1 (gene slc39a1). Lineage: Eukaryota; Metazoa; Chordata; Actinopteri; Toxotidae. The record is from RefSeq and is a predicted model, not a curated record. The coding region runs from base 136 to 1044 and encodes 302 amino acids. Gene Ontology annotation, cellular component: plasma membrane. The transcript is spliced from 4 exons. Gene Ontology annotation, biological process: zinc ion transmembrane transport. Gene Ontology annotation, molecular function: zinc ion transmembrane transporter activity.
AUAACAACAUGAUUGUGUUCGCUGGUCUCAGUGAUAAUCUUAUGUUUGAGUACGUUAGCAAGCUUCAUAGUUAAUCUAAUGAUACCCCAGUUAGGAAGCAUAUCUCAGUCUUGAACUGACAGUUUAUGCUACGAAAUGGAUUACCUGCUCCAGGUGAAAAUAGGCGCUCUGGUCGGUUUAUUGCUCUUAACUCUUCUUUUUGGAUUUAUCCCUGCUCGGGUCAAAUGGUUCAGACACACAAACGGGACAGAAACCCACCGCACAGUUCUGAGCCUGAUCAGCUGUUUUGCCGGUGGGGUUUUCCUGGCUGCAUGUCUGCUCGACAUCAUUCCAGAUUAUCUGUCAGACAUAAGCACUGAGAUGGAUGCUCGCAAAGUGGAGACCAGCUUUCCUCUUCCAGAGUUCAUCAUGGCUGCCGGCUUCUUUAUGGUCCUCAUACUGGAGAAGAUUGUCCUGAACUGCCGGGAGAUGGGAGGGGCUCAGGAGGAGAGGGCACCCCUUAUAACGGACAACACAAAUGGGCACGGGCACGUCCAUGGAACAAGCCCGGAUCUGGAGAGCAGCGGCCACCACGUCCAUGUUGACUUUCAGGCUCACUCCCCUUUUCGAUCCUUCAUGCUCUUCCUCUCACUUUCGCUCCAUUCGGUUUUUGAAGGUCUUGCUAUCGGCCUUCAGAACACUGAUUCAAAGGUAUUAGAGAUCUGCAUUGCUAUACUUGUCCACAAGAGCAUCAUAGUGUUCAGCCUGUCUGUGAAGCUGGUCCAGAGCGCAGUUCGUCCAUUAUGGGUGACCGCUUACAUUGCAGUGUUCGCCAUGAUGUCACCUUUAGGCAUCGCCAUCGGCAUCAGUAUAAUGGAGGCUAAGCUAGAAGCCGGAGCACUAAUCCAGGCUGUCCUGGAGGGGCUCGCUGCAGGGACGUUUGUUUACAUCACCUUCCUGGAGAUCCUGCCACAUGAGCUCAACUCCCACGGGAAGCAGCUUCUCAAGGUCCUCUUCAUCCUGCUGGGCUUCACCAUCAUGGCAGCGCUGACGUUUUUGGGCUGAGCCCUGUCAAGAUGUGGCCUGGACAGUUUGUGCUAACCACUGCAGCUCCCACAAGUUUGUGGGUGACCUUUAUACAGAAAGACAAAUUGUCUUUUUUAGAAAAGAAGAAAUAGGUUUACUGAUGCACUGUUCAAUCCAAUCCAACUCUGUUUUUAUUGUCAAAGGGAGCAUGACAACAGUUGUUGUUGUUUUAUUGCUGACAAUAUACUUUUAAAACAUUUCAUAAAGAAGGAGUCCAGCACAUUUGUGUGUAUACAUAUACAGUAUAUAUAAUUUCUUUUUAAGGAGAUUUUAUGUAAAGAGGAACCAUUUACUGCAAUGUUACGUUUGUUGCACAGGGGAAAGAAGUGGCAUAUCACUUCAUUUAUCACUGGCCAUGUUUUGAAACAUGUUUUGGACCUGCAAACAAGACAACCGUCUCUGACCUUUGGAAACCCCUGGAAACAAAGGGCCAUGUAUGUGUACGACACCUUGUGAUUAAUUCAGUCAUGUCAUGUGUAUCUGCACCUCCAGAUAUUUAAUGUUUACAUUUUAUUUGAAACACAUUUAAAAUGGUAUGACAGCUUCCUGUUUACAAAAAAAAGCGCAGUUUGUGCCUUCACUUAUGGUACGUUCUUUACUACAGGCUCAGAUGGACAGUUGGUCUUUGUAAAUUGUUAUUAAUUAUGUUUAUGCUGACCCAGGUUUAUUUAGUAAAUGCUGACAUUUUCGUGCAAUGCUUUUAGCUGUAGUCUAGUAAACUAAUGCAAAUGAAAACUGACUUCCAGAAGCCUUUAGAAGGUGCAUGCAAAAGAAAAAAGAGUAACAAUUAUGAGAAAAUGUGUGGAAUCUCUUUUUAUUUAUUUAAUUUUUUUGCACCUUUCUAAUAAAGAAUCAGCAAUUAUCUCCACAAAUGAGCUAGGCUAAAAUGUAAUUGGGUUUUAACAACCCACUAUUGGAACUGAUCACUAUUAUUUACAUUAUGCUGACCUUUGUCCCAGUUUAGUUCACUCUAACUAGACCGGACUGUUUGUCCAUUGUAAAUACAGACAACAUGCUGCUUUAUUCAAACACCUUCUUUAAGUAAAAGGUAUCAGUUGUAUUUGUAUUUGUGAAAUCAAACCUUGCAGGACAACACUGCAUGGUGCAUUGGGUACAUUAAUUCAAUGUAUUUUAAACUACAGUGUGGGCUGAGAGCCAAAACUGUAUUUUUCAUGGACCACAUGUCAAAAAUUCUAAAGUCCACAAAAAGCAGUGCGUAAAUGGAUGUAUGUCAUUCUAGUUGUAAACUGUCUCUGUCACAGGUCCUGUUUUAGUCUGGCAUGUGAUGGUCAGAUUGUUUCCUCAGCAGGAAGUUGGAAUGUGUUGGUUUUGUUGUCAUGAAAACUUGUACAUGUCAGCGGUUUUAUUACUUACAACACAUUUUGUGCAGAUGUGCACAUUAUCAGCAAUUUAUUUUUCAUUGAAGACCAUCUGACCAAAGCUGAUGUAACAACUUAACCAAAAAAAAGGAACAGUAAAGCUGUCACUGCAGCUAUCAAACUGUGCAUUAUAAUGUGUAGAAGUCCUUUGUAAAGUCCAAAACCAUUAACUGUCA